AUGCGGUAUACAGAAUCUGAGCUCGAUGCAGCUGCCUAUGAAUUGAUGACUGCUGGAAACAGCAGUUAUCAAUUUAAAAGAGCAAACAUGCAGCUUCCUAGUUCAAAAACAAUAAAACGACAUAUCGCAAGGCACACUACAGAAACUCAAGAAGGAGUCUUAAUGGUGAUGCCCCUGCUUAAGUAUCUAAAUGCGCACAACUAUCCAUUAGUAGUAGCUUUGAGUGAAGAUGGAACAACCCUUUCACCAAACCCGGAAUAUGAUUCAAGAUAUGAUGCAAUUCGUGGCCUAGUGGCUCCUUUAAACAAGUUUGGUAUGCCUGAACAAGAUGUUUUCAAAGCCAGUUCAAUCAAAAAGAUUAUAAACGAUCUUGAUCGUUUUUCUGUUGGUGAAUACUUAUAUGUUGUAUUAGCAACACCAAUGGCUGUCGGAGCAUCGCCAUUUUGCGUGCUGUACACGUGCAGUGAUAACAGAUUUACACAUGACCAAGUUAUGUCGAGGUGGGCAUUUAUAGAAACUGAAUUGCUGAAAGUUGGCAUAACCGUCAUAUCGAACGCGUCCGAUGGCGAUCCACGGCUUCUCAUGGCUAUGCGACAAAGAACAAAAAUACCAAAUGGAUGUCCAAGCGAAUCAUACGGCCUUCACUUUGUCAUAGAUAUGGAUGAUAAACCAAUCUGCAUUCAGGAUAGUAUUCACCUAGUCAACAAAUUUCGUCAUACCUUGUUAGACCCCAAAAAACAAAUGCGUUUAGGUGACUAUGUAAUUUCGUCUGCAGUCCUCAAACAAAUGAUGGAAAACGGACAAAAAGUUAUACACAAACUAAAUCCUUCUGAUUUGAAUGCGGUGGACCGAAUGAAAUUUGAUCCGUCAAUGAAACUUAUGUCGUUGAAUCUAAUUGAUCAUUUAACCACAGUGGUACCUGGCAGUAUCGGAACAGCUACAUAUUUACGAAUAAUGCGUAAUGCUUAUUUAGCAUUUAACGAUCAACAAAUGUCUCCUACAGAACGCAUAACUUCAAUAUGGUUUGUUACAAAAUGAUGAUACCCAGUAUGACACAAAUAUGUUUCAACUAACUUCUUUCUACAGGACUACCUUAUUAUUUGUUCGUGCAUGGCGACGAAUUUGCUUAAAGCAUCA
This is a messenger RNA of Ochlerotatus camptorhynchus, 1137 nucleotides long. RefSeq lists its product as uncharacterized. The transcript has 2 exons. NCBI's taxonomy places the organism in Eukaryota, Metazoa, Arthropoda, Insecta, Diptera, Culicidae. Bases 1 to 1038 code for a protein of 345 amino acids. The record is from RefSeq and is a predicted model, not a curated record.